CUGACAUUCAGUCAUGAAAAAACCACAAAAGCGUCAAAAAUGUUUUUAUCUUCCCUGAUUGAAGAAAUUUUAGUACAACUCAAAUUUUUGGCUUCAAAAGCAAUUCUAAAUUAUGUAGGGUGUCAUUUGGCUAGAGUGUUUUUAAUAAAUCUAAAAAAUAUUAAUGUACUUAUUAAUUGAUUAUAAGAUACUGAAGAAAUGGAUUUUGAAACUGCCUAUCAUACUGACUAUCAGUGGCCAUUUCCGAAGCCUAUCGUAGGAAAACCAUGCGAGCCUCCGAGUCCAACCGCGGCGCCCACAGUGAGGCCAGCUCCUGUGGCACCGUACUGUCAUUGCGACGCACAUUCUUAUUCACCACGAAUAGAACAAUACAAGCAACUGUUGGAGAAGGAGCAUAAGUUAUGUCAAGAUUAUGAACUGUUGAGGAGACAGAUGGUGGACGUAACUAAUGAUAUAUUGGAUCAUCCAUGCGACGAUUUAGACAGCAAAAUGAUGACAAUGUACCAGGCUACAUAUAAGAAGAGAUCUUUCCCUGUAUCAGACUACAGAUCAAUCAUAGCAGCGGCACAAUCUACCGCACCAAUACCCAUAGAAACCAAUCGUCUCGGCAUGCUCCACUGUUACAAAGACCCGACGCAUUUUACAGAAUACCCUCCUACUGUAAGACCAACGAUCCAUCCUCCAGGUAGAGUUCAUACAGGGGUCGCCCCCAAAUCCAUACAAACGUGGUUCACAGAAUUUCCCGGCAGAACCGAGUAUAUGGACACAUAUAGUGCUACGGCGAAAUCUUGUUGGAGAUCUAUGCAAAGGUUCAAAGAACCAAUGCCCUCAACUAGAAGAAGAGCGGACGAUACUUGUGUUUAAUUAAUGUCGAAACUGUAUUAGUGAUUGUAGCAAACAAUAAAGGGGAAGAUAAAGAUAAUAGGUCAUUUUAAUUAUAUAAUUAUAUUGCGUAAGAUGUCUAUUUAUUACCUAAGAUUAUAGGUGAUUUGUACUAUGCCGGAAGACAGUCCACAGAUCACUGUUAACUUAAGUGAAGCAGAUUGCUUUGCAAACGAGAUAUAGUAGUGAAAUUACAAGUUACGCUGGAUUGACAUCUUAGUCCUCAGGAAUUGAAAUGGAUUGAAUGGAUAAGGGAGAUAUCACGAGCGUCACAUGACAUAAUUUAUGUGGUACUGCUUACGUAAGUACAUAGGCACAUAAAACGUACCGUACCUAAUUAUUACGUGAGUAAUUCUUACAUCUUUAUCAAUUUGUACAAUAUUUCCUCCGUUUAAUAGGUAUUGUUCCGUUCAGUAGAGACCGUUGACAUGAGUGGCAGGGCCAAAGUUCACACCAGAUAGUUAACAACUGUACGUUGACACAGUCUAGAAUACAAUCGGGCCCGCAAUUUAAAUUAUGUACUCAUUAGUCAUUGCGUCAUUGAAACGUCGAAUUGUCUACAAUUUAACGUUAUAUUGCUCUCGCUGAGCGACUCAUUACAAUGUACUUCUAUGCAUUUUUAAAUUUAGCAGAAAUAUUCACCAUUAUUCUAAUAUAGAAAUACAUAUAUAAGUAACCGUACAAAUAAUUCUAUUUGUAUUUUAGUAAUUAUACAAACUAAUAUAUAAUAGUAAUAAAUGUGUUGACGACUUCGGUGAUUUAGCGGUUUAGCGCACCGCCUUACUUCCGAUAGUGAUGCGGGUUCGAUUCCUCGCAACGAACAUUUGUAUUCAUGAGUAGGAUUAUUUAUGUCGCUCUGGAUGCUUUCUAUGAAAAUUGUAUAUGUAUUUACAAAAAAAAUCUAAGUCUUUAUAUCAGUUGUCUAGUAUCCUUAACACAAGCUCUGCUAACUUUAGGACUAGAUAGCGUCGUGUGAAUUGU
Achroia grisella is the source of this 1863-nucleotide messenger RNA. RefSeq lists its product as uncharacterized. The record is from RefSeq and is a predicted model, not a curated record. Bases 199 to 864 code for a protein of 221 amino acids. The transcript has 5 exons. NCBI's taxonomy places the organism in Eukaryota, Metazoa, Arthropoda, Insecta, Lepidoptera, Pyralidae.